Olea europaea var. sylvestris is the source of this 3218-nucleotide messenger RNA. Its product is annotated as putative late blight resistance protein homolog R1A-3. The coding region runs from base 180 to 2885 and encodes 901 amino acids. The transcript has 3 exons. Gene Ontology annotation, molecular function: ADP binding. Gene Ontology annotation, biological process: defense response to other organism. The record is from RefSeq and is a predicted model, not a curated record. NCBI's taxonomy places the organism in Eukaryota, Viridiplantae, Streptophyta, Magnoliopsida, Lamiales, Oleaceae.
AUGAGAAAGCUUAUUAAAAAUGAGAUUCAAACACACGUAGUUGCUCAAAUGAAACUCUUUCAAGAUUUUUUUCCCCGUAAUUCCCAGGUUGAAUCAAUAUUCCCAUCUUCACCCCAUGUAGCAUAGAAUAGCUGCAAUACGCGUAAAAGUGAUUUUAUUGCAAGAAAUCAAUUGAAGAGAUGGCGGACGAAGCUGCGGUGAAAUUUAUACUACAAGUCCUCAAGGAGUUGAUUGUUUCCACUAUUAAGAAGAUUUCUGAACUGGAUAAUGAAGUGAAACGUCUGAGAAAUAAUCUGAAUAUGUUCAGAGGCUUCCUCCAGGAUUAUACAAAUGAGCCGACCAAGUCUGAAUCUUUGAAAGCAUUGGUGACACAAAUAAGACGCACAGUAUACGAAGGAGAAGCUAUAAUAGAUGAAUAUGCUAUUGAGGCAGAUCGGUAUAAAUCUAGUACUGUGUGUGAAAAAAUAAAGAAUCCAUUGCGUCAUCCCACAAAGCUUUUAGAUUUGGCGCAUUCAAUUAAGCCGAUGAUGGCUAUGGUGAGCGAUUUAAAUGAGGAGAAGGAGAAGGAGAAGCAGAAGCAGAAGUCGGGCGAUAAGGAAAGGAAAGAUGGGGAUGGAUCUAACACUGCCAAAAUAUCCAAGGUUCCUAUCGUAGAGGAAGACCAUGUCGUGGGAUUUGAUGAUGAUGCAAAGAAAGUUAUUAAUCUUCUUACUAGAGAAUCUGACGAACUAGAAGUUGUAUCCAUAGUUGGUAUGCCAGGUCUUGGUAAGACAACACUAGCUAAAAUGAUAUUUCGUGAUCCUGCAGUGUAUGAAUUUGACAAACGUGCAUGGGCCCAUAUUUCUCGAGAUUAUAUUUCUCAAGAUUGUAAUAAGAAGGAAGUUUUCCUUGCAAUUCUGGAUCAAAUCACCGAUGUCACCGAUGAUAUACGUAACAUGACUGAAGAUAGGUUAGCUAGAAAACUUAAGAGAUCUUUGGAGGAAGCGAAGUAUUUAAUUGUCCUUGAUGAUGUGUGGACUCAGAGUGAUUGGAAUCAUCUCCAAAAUGUUUUUCCUAAGAACAAGAAAAAAUGUAGAAUACUAUUGACUAGUCGUGAUAAGAAUGUGGGUAAGAAUGACAAUUGUAAAUUAGAAUACUACCAUUUGCGUAUUCUGGAUCCUGAUGAGAGUUGGACAUUACUCAAAAGGAAGGCAUUUGGCUUGGAGGAAUGCCCCCAGGAGUUAAUAAAACAUGGAAGGCAAAUAGCUGUUGAAUGUGGUGGACUACCAUUCGCGAUAGCGGUGAUCGGAGGAAUUCUACAAGAAAAAGGUCCUGAAAGUUAUCAUUGGGAAGUUAUCUCCAAAAAUGUGAAGGAUUAUAUUGUUGAAAUGGAUCAAAGGAAGAUCACGGACUCUUUUAUUGAAUGGAUAUUUAAUCAACUACCGUAUGACUUGAAAGCGGUUUUCAUCUACUUUGGGGUGCUUCCAGAAGGUUACCGUAUCUCGGCAAGGAAACUAAUUCGCUUGUGGAUUGCCGAAGAAUUCGUACAACGAAAGGGGGGUAUACACUUGGAGAAUACUGCGGAGGACUAUCUAGAAUGUCUUGUCAACAGGAAUUUAGUCAUUGUUGAAAAAUGGAGGACAGAUGGCAGGAUUAAAACAUGCUAUGUUCAUGGCAUGAUACAUGCGUUUUGCAAGAAAAAAGCAGUAGAUGAAAUUUUUUACCACGAAAUCAAACGGUCUGAUCAAAUUACCGAUUCAUCUUCCAAUGGUGACUUCAAAAUGUACCGUGGCCUUUCUAUUCCGCCCAACAUUCUCAACAAUAUAUCUCCAGAACAGUUUGGUUCAUAUGUUCGGUCUUUCUUGUGUUUUUCCAAUGACGAAAUUACUUCGAAAAUUGCAAGCAUUUCUUCCUUCCCCAAAACAUUUAAAUUGCUGUGUGUGUUAGAUGGUGAACCCAUACGUUUCACUCGUUUUCCUGCUAACCUAGUUUUACUGGUUAAUUUGAGGUACCUUUUUCUGUCCAUCCAAUUUGAUAGCCUUCCUAAAUACGUUACCAACCUUUGGAACAUGCAAACUCUUAUAGUCAAGACGUCAAAAAGUGCCCUUGAAAUCAAAGGAGAUAUAGUGAAAAUGGUUCGACUGAGACAUCUCGAAACAAACGUAUCCACAUCUUUUCCGGACCCCUUCUCUAGAAAAAGAAACAAUAAAAAAGGUUCUUUGAUAAACCUAAGAACACUUUCAACUAUAUCACCUGAAACUUGUUCAAAAGAUGUCGUUGAAAGGGUUCCUAAUCUAAGUGAGUUGGGUGUUCGUGGUCAAUUGUCUAAACUCUUUGAGGUCAAGGGUGGAUCUAGUUUGUUUGACAAUGUGAAACAGUUGAAUUGUCUUGAAAAUUUGAAGCUAUUCAAUCAUGUGGUUGAUGCGCAAGAUACUAAAAGCAAAAUAGUUAGCCCUCCAGUCAAAUUUCCAUCAAACCUAAAGAAGCUAACACUCUAUGGCACCCAGCUUGAUUGGAUGUACAUGUCCACAUUGGGAAUGUUGGAAAAGCUAGAGGUCCUCAAGUUGAAAGAAAAUGCAUUCAAGGGAAAGCAUUGGUGCACAGGAGAUGGAGGUUUUCGUGCUCUUAAAAUUUUGUAUAUUGGAAAGACAGACUUAGUUAAUUGGGAAGCUUCUGGUACUCACUUCCCAAAUCUCAAGAGUCUUCAUCUUAAACAAUGUACUUACCUCAGCACGGUCCCAUUUGGCCUCGCGGAUAUUUCAACCCUCUGGACAAUAGAGUUGUAUGAGACCAACGAUAAAGCAGCUACUUCUGCGAAGAAAAUUCGAACGAAUAAGGAAGAUCCGCAAACAAAUCAAGGCAAGGAAUUUAAACUUUCCAUUUAUCCUCCUGAUCACGAUAAAUGAUGACCUCCAUUUGUUCAAUCUCCGAAUUGCUACAUUCCCAGCACAAUUUGUGCGCACAGAUGAUUCAUCGACAACAAUUCCAAGGAUGAUGAAUACAUGAUGAAGAUUAGAUGCAUGGAGUGAUGGCUUCUCUUCGCAGUCUUGUUGCACUUGCUUGAAUAAGAGAUACUAUGUAAUUUCAUUUGCAUUUGCAAUUUUAUAUUGUGUUGAAUUCAUACUCCUUUAGUUCCCUGUUACGUGCCUAAUAAGAACAUUGGAUUUGAAUUGUUGUUAACUUUUGAACCUUACUUCUGUAGUUGUCUAAUAAGAACAAUGGAUUUGAAAUUGAUCUGA